AUACGUAUUACCAAAAACUCAAGGGGUAUUUUGUAAGAGGACAAAAUUCGGGGGAACCAAAAAGUUAAAAAAUAAAAAAUAAAAAUAAAGGACAAUUUCAGUCAAUAUGUCACGUAGAGAGGUUUUUUCUGAAACACGUAUAUAUUAGCAAUAUACCCAAAGUACAUGGUUUCGAAACAGCGACGUCUCCCUCUUUGCCCUCCUCCAGACGCUUCCCUUUCUCCUCUAUACAUUCUGAGACAUUCUUCUUUCUGUUGUCUUCUGGCUUACGAUUGAUAAGCGCUUCUUCUCAAGGUAAUUUGAUUGUUCUCUGCCUAACCUCUAUCUUCUUUCUAUUUCUUGUUCUUUUGGAGUGGUUUGAAUUUUUAUUUUUUUAUAAAUUUUUUGGUAGACAGCUUAGUUACACGGAUAAGGUAAAAAGGUUAAGCAUUCAUAGCAGAGGAGUUCUUAGAAUCCUGUUCGAUUAACAUAGAAUCCUGUUCUUAGAACCCUGGUCUUUUGGAGUGGUUUCAAUUUGGGAUUAUUCGUUGUUGUUGAUGAUUUAAUCGCGAAGUGGGCUUUUCUUUGGUGGAGUUUGGGAAGUCUGUGAUGAUUGUUUUGGGUUUUGUUGGUGGCUUUCCUUCGUUGCGUUGUUUUGUUUAGGCCUACCGUCUGACCCAAAUAAUGAAUUCUUUACCUAAUUCUCAGAUUAGCGCCAUGUCAGACUUUAUUCCACGCGAGUUGCUUGCUGAUGUUCUUGUGAGACUUCCAGUUAUUUCUCUGUUUCGAUGUAGACGUGUCUCAAAAUCAUGGCGUGAUUUGAUUGAUAGUCCAUGCUUCACCCAAUUGUACCUAAAGAGAUCCCCUCCCAACAGCAAAGUUAUUGUAGCUUUACAGAGGGGAGGUGCCUUUUAUGCAUUUGAUUGGGUUCAUGAAUGGGAUGGCGGCAGCCAUUACAGGGCCAGCAAUCCCAAAAAACUCGAAAACCACCUUUCCGAUUUUCUUGUGGGUCAAGUUCAAAUUGUGGGAUCUUCAAAUGGGAUCCUUUGUUUGUGGAAUAUAACCAAAGAUGGUCAUGUUUUGUGGAAUCCAUGGAUUAAUAAGUUCUCCAUAUUACCGCCUUUACCUGUUGAUUGUAAAAAUGGCGGAAGCUAUUGUGUUGGUGCCGCAUUCGGGUCUGACCACAGCAACGAUGACUACAAAGUGGUGAAAUGGUUUAAGUUAGCUAGUUACAUGUCCUGGGAGUUGGAUGAUGCAAGUUUUGAUGGAUAUGAAGAUUCAAGUUUUGAUGGAUAUGAAUUCUGCGUUUAUAGUUUGAAACUAAAUUCAUGGAGGAGAAUAAAAGAUGCCAUGCCACAUGAGAUGCCACAGGCUCAUGAUUGUACUUUUGUCAACGGUGCAUUAUACUUUCUUGUGCAAGAAAAAAUGAAAUUUGGUUACCAUGAUAACUUCAUUGUUGCAUUUGAUCUUGGAAGUGAAGAAUUUCGAAGGAUAUCCACUGUACCACAUUCGCCACGUUUUAAGGAAGUUUAUGAAUACCACCAUUUGUGUUCUUUAAAUGGUCGUCUUGCAUGCAUCUCUACUUAUACAGAAAGGCUUUUCGGGGAAUUAUGGGUGAUGGUGGAUGAUGGAGCUAAGAGGUCUUGGACUCUUUUUGCCUGCAUUAAUAUUGGUUUGUCUGGAUCAGACUGUAGGGUAAUGGCAGUUUCAGAGCGAAGCAAAAAGAUGCUCUUGCAAGUUGGGAAAAAGCUUGCACUUUAUGAUAUUGAAAAUAGGUCAAUCAGAGAUGUGAUCAUCAAUGAUAAGCCCAGUUGUAUCACUUCAUGCACUUGUGUUCGGGGCUUUGUUAGCCCUUGUUCUUCUUUGGGAUAGGAAUUACGAUAAUUACAUCUUCAAGAGAAUGGCAGAUGACAUCUUAGCAAAGAGGUUUCAUUUUAUUUUGAAAGAUGGCGUUUUGGAUGGGAAUUGAGAUGUUGCACUCAUGGAUUUUUAGAAAUUCAACCGCUGCCACUGUCAACCACCAUCUACCGCUGCCACUGUCAACCACCAUCCACCGCUGCAGACCAGCUGCCGCCAAAAAUGAUAUAAGGCAGGUCAACAUAUAUUGGUGUUUUGGUGAGUUUUUUAACAGAUUGGAUGAAUGAAAGGAAGGUCCAAGAAUUAUCGAAGAAGAAUAAAGACACGAGCCUGAGGUUGGAGAGCAAAGAUGAACUACAUAUUUUAAAUUUUAAUAUUUGUCUGGAACAUUUCACCAGUUUUAUGCUGUUUUUUGUUUCAUUGGAUCGUAGUUGGAACUUCAUGUGUAUUUUCUUUCUAUUGUCUUGCUUUGAUACUUUUUUUGGUAUAGUUGCUGUAGACAUUCUCCAGUAGGUUAGAUCCUCUGUAUCAUCCCAAUGUUAUCCCAGGGGACUAGUGGAGAUCCCAUCAGUAAUAAAAUUCUGAGGUGAGUUUGAAACUCUUGAUAGAGCUGCAGUACCUACUACCUACAUCUGUACUGUUUUCUAUUUAGCAUACUUAUUUGUAAACUACCUCAAAGUUCUUAAAUAUGUUUGUAACCAAAAAGGUGUUCAAGAAGUUCCAUUAAUUUGAAGACCCCAAUGACUUGAAUAUGUACAACAAAGGAAGUUGGGUUUUAAAUGUUUAUUUGAGAAGUACUUCCCCAGGAAGCGGUACUCCUGUUAGGUGUUUUUAGAACUAUAUAGAGUUAUUUUCUUCUGUUGUCUAGAGGCUUUUCCGACGUUUGCAGCGCUGAGUUUUGUUUUGAUCUCUUGAUGUUUGUGAUCCAUAUGAAAUUAGAGGCUUUCUAGGAGUGGAGUUUUUUCUUCAGUUUAUCAGUGUUCUUCCUUCUCUUUUGGACAAUAGAGUUCAUAAACUGUAUUUAUUAGGAAUAAAUUUCCUCAUUUACUGCGAGAAUAAAAAGUCAGAUUCCUGUUGUUUCAGCUUAGGGGAUUUAAAUUUUCCAUUAAAUCCCGUCCACGGUAACCUUGAUUUGGCACAAAAUAUGACCUGAAGUUAUUUUUCUUUAGGGUAAAGAAGAUUUGGAGAAUGCUGUAAAGGUAUAAUCUGUACGGGUCAAUCAAGCUUGUGGCUGACUCUGCAGCAAAUUUGUGGGUUUUAAAAGUGUAAACAAGCACCUGAAUGUCCAUGGAAGUUAUGUGCUACUACCCCGAAAGAAGGUUCUUUCUUUGAGAUAAAGAAGUAUACCGCACCUCAUGCUUGCAAAAAGUCUAAUAG
Oldenlandia corymbosa var. corymbosa is the source of this 3213-nucleotide messenger RNA. The record is from the annotation of a GenBank genome assembly. NCBI's taxonomy places the organism in Eukaryota, Viridiplantae, Streptophyta, Magnoliopsida, Gentianales, Rubiaceae.